AUGAUUAGUACACAUUGUGUUAUUAAUCGGCAAGUUUUGGCUUCCAAAACAUUGCCACAGAAAUUACGCCAGACUUUGGAUGCGGCUAUAAGGAUUGAUCUCGAUUCUGAUCACAAACUUCUUCUGUUCCAUACAGAUGUACGCUGGCUGUUCAAAGGCAACAUGUUGGCUCGCCUUUACGAAUUGAAAGAAGAGGUAAUUCUUGUUCUUGAGUUCAAAGAAAAACACGAUCUCUUGACAAAGCUCAGAGAUGACACAUUUCAAUGGAGGUUGGCUUAUUUAACUAACAUAUUGACUCCUUGA
Messenger RNA from Acanthoscelides obtectus, 303 nucleotides. The record is from the annotation of a GenBank genome assembly. Lineage: Eukaryota; Metazoa; Arthropoda; Insecta; Coleoptera; Chrysomelidae.